GGUCACUGUUGAAUAACAUAUAUGUAUAUGACAGCUGUCAUCUGAGUAUCAUCAAGACCUGUCUAUCAGUCAAUCAACCGCAAAGAAAAGGUGCAUCCAUAACUACACACAAACACCAUGGCCGAAUCACUAGCAGCAUUCCGCGACCGCCAGUCCAAAGACCUGCAGAAAUUGGCCGAGGAGCACUUGCAGCAUGACCUCCAACAGCAAGAUCGCGACACGCUCAAAAGUGCGGCCGGAAAGGUGACAAGAAACGCAACCAUCGGAUCAGCACUAGGCCUUGGUCUUGGCAUCUACACAGCAUUCCGUCUACGGGCAAUGCGGCUGGCUUACUUCAAAGCGUUCCGGGCCAUGGAGAAGCCUGUAGAAGUGCGUUUUGCCGAUGGGCGCACCGAGAAGAUUCCCGACAUCACGGCGCAAGUCAGCGGUCCGUCGCGCUGGGGCGAUGCAGCGGCUUACUUCUUCUUCUCCAUCGGCGGCUUGUUUCUUGGUGGUGAGCUAGGGCUACUGACAGGAACGGCGAGCGCAUCAAGGGCUAUUACGAAGGACCCAGAGAGUAGGGCGAGGAUUGAAAAGGCAUUCAAGAAUUACCGAAUCGAUGUGCUGCAGAGGGAGAUUGAGGCGCUACGAGGCAAGAGUAGGUUUGAGGAGUUUUUCCGCAAUGGAGGGGCUAGCGUGUGAGAGUGAACAACUGAGGAGGCCUUAUGAAUAGCGAAUUGAAUUAUAUUGAUGUAUGUUACGCGUACAUAUGCCCUGUUGAGGAUUGAAUGUGGAGAUAUUGACCGCAACUCAGCCACGCUAGCCACAUUACCCCGAGUGAGACACAGCCACAGCCAC
Bipolaris sorokiniana ND90Pr is the source of this 837-nucleotide messenger RNA. RefSeq lists its product as uncharacterized. The coding region runs from base 118 to 681 and encodes 187 amino acids. Lineage: Eukaryota; Fungi; Ascomycota; Dothideomycetes; Pleosporales; Pleosporaceae. The record is from RefSeq and is a predicted model, not a curated record. The transcript is spliced from 2 exons.